UCCACGCAGGCGCACAUCAUUCUUCACAACAAAGGACACGCCAGAAUUGUGCAGUCGAGACCACAACUUCUGUGUACGUUUCAAAUGUAUUACUACUGGACUAGAAUUAAGUCUGAGGCCAGUAACAUCAACAGUAAUGACAAACCCAGCCUGCCUCUCUCCUUCCACACUGAGUGCAAACCCACAGUCACUGGGUCCUGAUUGUGACAGUGGGGCCCAGUUUGCACUGCAGGAUCCAGAGAUGGCAUCAGUGAAGCUGGAAGACUGCAGUCAAACACUGGAGCUGAAUGUCAACAUUAAAGAUGAAGAAAGGGAGGAGAAGAUUGGGAAAUCUGUUAAUCAUGGACUAGAAUUAAGUCUGAGGCCAGUAACAUCAACAGUAAUGACAAACCCAGCCUGCCUCUCUCCUUCCACACUGAGUGCAAACCCACAGUCACUGGGUCCUGAUUGUGACAGUGGGGCCCAGUUUGCACUGCAGGAUCCAGAGAUGGCAUCAGUGAAGCUGGAAGACUACAGUCAAACACUGGAGCUGAAUGUCAACAUUAAAGAUGAAGAAGAGGAGGAGAAGAUUGGGAAAUCUGUUAAUCAUGGAGACCAUGUUGAGACAUUCUCUACAUCCAGAGAGCAUCAGCAGGAAGAUCACAUAGCAAAGAGGUCUCACCACUGCACACAUUGUGAGGAGAUUUUCCCAUGUCUAUCAAAGCUAAAAAUACACCUAAAAAUACACACAAGAGAAAAGCUUUACUCCUGCUCUGAAUGUAGAAAAUGCUUGAAAACAUCAACUAAACUAAAAGUUCAUCAGAGAACACACACAGGAGAGAAGCCUUACUCCUGCUCUGAAUGUGGGGCGAGUUUCUCUCAACUGGGCUACUUAAAAAAACAUGGACGUAUACACACAGGAGAGAAGCCUUACUCCUGCUCUGACUGUGUAAAAUGCUUCAAAACGUCAACUGCGCUAAAAGUUCAUCAAGGAACACACAGAGCAGAGAAGCCUUUCUCCUGCUCUGACUGUGGAAAGAGUUUCUCUCAUCGGGAUACCUUAAAACAACACGAACAUAUACACACAGGAAAGAAGCCUUACUCCUGCUCUGACUGCGGGGCGACUUUCUCUCAUAAGAACACCUUAAAACGUCAUGAACAUAUGCACACAGGAGAGAAGCCUUACUCCUGCUCUGACUGUGAAAGGAGUUUCUCUCAACUGGGCCACCUAAAAAGACACGAGCGUUUACACGCUGGAGAGAAGCCAUACUCCUGCUCUGACUGUGGAUCGAGUUUUUCUCAACGGGGCACCUUAAAACACCAUGAACGUAUACACAAAGGAGAGAAGCCUUACUCCUGCUCUGACUGUGGGGCGAGUUUCUCUCGACUGGGUACUUUAAAAAAACAUGAACGUAUACACACAGGAGAGAAGCCUUACUUCUGCUCUGACUGUGGAAAGAGUUUCUCUCAACUGGGUACCUUAAAACAACAUGAACGUAUACACACAGGAGAGAAGCCUUACUCCUGCUCUUACUGUGGAAAGAGUUUCUCUCGACCGUGCACCUUACAGAAACAUGAACGCAUACACACGGGAGAGAAGCCUUACUCCUGCUAUGACUGUGGGGCGAGUUUCUCUCGUCCGGACACCUUAAAACAACAUGAUUGUAUACACGCAGGAGAGAAGCCUUACUCCUGCUCUAACUGUGGAAAGAGUUUCCAUCAACUGGGUACCUUAAAACAACAUGAACGUAUACACACAGGAGAGAAGCCUUACUCCUGCUCUGACUGUGUAAAAUUCUUCAAAACAUCAACUGACCUAAAAGUUCACCAGAGAACACACACAGGAGAGAAGCCUUACUCCUGCUCUGACUGUGGAAAGAGUUUCUGUCGACUGGGUAACUUAAAACAACAUGAACGUAUACACACAGGAGUGAAACCUUACUCCUGCUCUGACUGUGGAAAGAGUUUCCAUCAACUGGGUGCCUUAAAACAACAUGAACGUAUACACACAGGAGAGAAGCCUUACUCCUGCUCUGACUGUGGAAAGAGUUUCCGUCAACUGGGUACCUUAAAACAACAUGAACGCAUACACACAGGAUAGAAGCCUUACUCCUGCUCUGCCUUUGAAAAAAGUUUCUCUUAGGAGUAAGAGAAGCCAUACUCCUUUUCUGAAUGUGGGGCAAGUUUCUCUUGUCCGGACACCUUAAAAUGACCUGAACAUAUACACACACUGGAGAGAAGCCUUACUCCUGCUCCGACUGUGGAAAGUGUUUCUCUUGAAUGUGCCAUUUAAAAAGACACCAAAGGAAACACGAGAGGAGCCUUACCACUGAUCUGACUGUAGGAAAUGUUAAAACACCAGCUGAGCUUAAAGGUCAUUAGAGAAAAGACAAAGGAGAGAAGCCUUAUAUCCGCUCUCAAUGUGGCAAGAGUUUUUCCCAAUUGGUCAAUGUAAAAACACACCAAUGGAUACACACUUCAGAGAAGCCUUAUCACUGCACUGACUGUGGAAGAGGUUCUACAGAUUGGGUCAUUUAAAAAGACACAAAUGUAUACAUAAAGGACAGGCCUCAUCAGUUCUCUCAGACCAGCUAAGAUUAGACACUCCACUUAAUUCUCAUGUCAUUAAAUAAUUGGUUAUAAUUGUUUAUAUGCUUAUAUAUCGGACAUGUGUGUUUUCAAAGUUCAGCGACACAAGUCUGUAAAUCAAAACCAAAUAUACAGGGUGUUGCAUGCUGUGAUCGUUGAGAAAACUGGGACAUGUAUCCUGCAAAGAAUCCUGAAUUGUCUGUAUACGUAAUACUUGAUGCAUGAAUAAAAUAAAAAUUCUAUAAUGAAAAUGAAA
Oncorhynchus kisutch (coho salmon) is the source of this 2824-nucleotide messenger RNA. RefSeq names its product gastrula zinc finger protein XlCGF26.1-like. The record is from RefSeq and is a predicted model, not a curated record. Lineage: Eukaryota; Metazoa; Chordata; Actinopteri; Salmoniformes; Salmonidae. The transcript is spliced from 4 exons. The coding region runs from base 137 to 2080 and encodes 647 amino acids.